Cajanus cajan (pigeon pea) is the source of this 808-nucleotide messenger RNA. RefSeq lists its product as uncharacterized. Gene Ontology annotation, molecular function: structural constituent of ribosome. NCBI's taxonomy places the organism in Eukaryota, Viridiplantae, Streptophyta, Magnoliopsida, Fabales, Fabaceae. The record is from RefSeq and is a predicted model, not a curated record. Gene Ontology annotation, cellular component: cytosolic large ribosomal subunit; ribosome. Gene Ontology annotation, biological process: translation.
UAUGCACUUUCUCUCACUUCAAAACAUUUCACUUCACACUUGUUUGUGCGCCGGUGUGCAGAGAGUGCAGCGGGAGAAAGGAAGCUCGCUAGGGUUUCUGCGUUUCCGCCAAAAUGACGAAGUUCAGGAAACUGGGUCGACCCACCGCUCACCGAAUGUCCAUGCUCAGAACCAUGGUCUCGCAAUUGGUGAAGCACGAGCGCAUCGAAACUACUGUGGCCAAGGCCAAAGAGAUCAGAAGACUUGCGGAUAAUAUGGUGCAGCUUGGAAAAGAGGGAUCCCAAUGUGCUGCAAGACGUGCUGCUAGUUUUGUGCGAGGAGAUGAUGUCCUUCACAAGCUGUUUACAGAACUGGCUUAUCGGUACAAGGAUAGAGCUGGUGGAUACACCAGAUUGCUUCGAACCCGUAUUCGAGUUGGUGAUGCUGCACCAAUGGCCUAUAUUGAGUUUAUUGACAGAGAGAAUGAGCUUAGGCAGUCAAAGCCACCAACUCCUCAACCACCACAGAGAGCACCCCUUGAUCCCUGGACACGUUCCCGUCUCAGCAGGCAAUUUGCACCUCCUAAAGAGGAAAAAUCUGGAUCUGAUUUGUGAUUCAUUCGAAUCUAAUGCCAUGUAAUGCCGAUAAUGUGUUUUCCCCCAUAGCGUGGGAUAUCUGGAUUUUGGUCUUAUUGACAAAUGGUUUGAAAAAAUAAAUCUAUUUUCUGCUUAUUACUAGAGAAAAAUGUUCAUUGCUAUGUAAGAAUUAUUUGACUGAAUCUGUAACUGAGAAAGGAAAAGAAAAAUCUGAUGACACCUUUAUCUCUGUA